ACACUUCUACAGUUAACAUCAUGGAAACCAAACUUUCAUUUGGAAUUGAUUUCAUCCUCUCCCCUGAAUGCGGAGCAAGUGAUAUAGAGGAUACAAGCUUUGAUGAUUCCCGGAGCAAUUCGUCCUCUCCAGACUAUGCUCAAGAGAUGAGAGCCUCAUCCACCUCGCCCCUAAACCUUCCAUUCUUCCAUCCCUUCAGGACUGGUUCUGUAUCUCCUCCUUCAGUUCCAAUGUUCAGAAGUUCUCCGUUCUAUCCCCAGCUCCCACCUCUACCAGGAACCCUGAGAAAGCACAGAUCUGAUCGUAAGCCUAGAACUCCGUUCAGUAGUUCUCAAUUAAAUCAACUAGAGAAGAAAUAUAUUGAAAAGAGUUAUCUCUCGAUUGCCGAGAGAGCAGAGUUUGCUGAGAGUUUAGGACUCUCUGAAACCCAGGUUAAAAUCUGGUUCCAGAACAGACGAGCCAAGGCCAAGAGGUUGGUUGAGUGUGAAGUUUAUCAGAACUCUCUUCAUUCAUCAUCCAUGCAUCAUAUGCAGGGUGUCAUCCCUCCAUCCCUCAUCCCAGGACUGCUGGCUGGACGAGGACUUAAAUACUUUUAGAUACUCGUCUUCCUUUCUUCCUUUUCUUCAUCUUCUCGUCUGUGAUUUACGGCUGUUCAGAGAUUUUAUAUUUAAACAAAUUUUUAGAGAUUAAUAAUAAAUUAUAU
Eurytemora carolleeae is the source of this 703-nucleotide messenger RNA. Its product is annotated as homeobox protein MSX-3. Lineage: Eukaryota; Metazoa; Arthropoda; Copepoda; Calanoida; Temoridae. The transcript has a single exon. Gene Ontology annotation, biological process: regulation of transcription by RNA polymerase II; embryonic morphogenesis. Gene Ontology annotation, molecular function: RNA polymerase II transcription regulatory region sequence-specific DNA binding; DNA-binding transcription factor activity, RNA polymerase II-specific. The record is from RefSeq and is a predicted model, not a curated record. Bases 21 to 596 code for a protein of 191 amino acids. Gene Ontology annotation, cellular component: nucleus.